Molecule: messenger RNA, 1743 nt
Organism: Neurospora tetraspora
Lineage: Eukaryota; Fungi; Ascomycota; Sordariomycetes; Sordariales; Sordariaceae
Exons: 3
Coding region: 124-1611 (495 amino acids)
Source: RefSeq, a predicted model, not a curated record
CAUUUUCCCGGGCCUCUUGUUCUCUUUAUUCGAAGCAGGAAAAAAAAGGAAAGGAGUGACAAACGAGAACUCGACAUCUCACACACAUUCCUUGCAUCAGUCAAUCGUUGAAUUUCGGUAGAUAUGGCCAUGUUCUUUGGACGUAAGGCGGCUGUGGCGCCGCUGGACCCGACCGAUCGGGUGCUGCCGCUUCACUUCUUUGAGAGCAGCGUGCUGGUGCAGAACAGCAACAUGGCUGUGUCCAUAGUGUUUGACGAGGUGUUGGAUCCGGAGAAGCUGAAGAUACCCCUUGAGAGCCUGGUGAAGCGAGAUGGGUGGCAGAGGCUGGGAGGUCGGUUGAGGAAGAACGCUGCAGGCAAAACCGAAUGGCACAUUCCCCAGAAGUUCACGGCCGAGCGUCCGGCAAUCAACUAUGUUCACGUCGACCACGGCAUGCCUGCCUCGGCUCACCCAGCCGCCUCCAAGAUCCCCGUCCCAAGCGACCGUCCCUGUGUUGUCGGCGACCCUGACCUGCUGGCAGACCUCGCCUGGGAAGCCGGCUACACGCCCAACGGUAUCACCGACUACCUCACCGAAGAUAAGCCCGUCCUCGGCCUGCGCGUCAACUCCUUCACCGACAAAACCGUAGUUGUCCUCCAAUGGCAACACGUCACCUUCGAUGCGCUCGGCCUACAAUAUGUGGUGGAUGCGUGGCAGUUGAUCCUCCACGGAAGGGAGAACGAAGUCCUCACGCCGUGUGGCAUCGAUGGGGACCCGUUUGACCCCCUUGCCACGGGCUCGGCUGUGGCUACCGAGGAGCAUGUCCUCAACGACCGACGUGUCGGGAUGGGCGGUAUCCUCAAAUGGGGUCUCGGAUAUGGUGUUGACAUGGUCCUGCGAGCAAAGGAUAACGGCAUGGUGUGCAUCCCGGAGAGCUACUGGAGGCCACAAUAUGAGAAGGCACUCGAUGAUUUGCGGGCCGAGGCGAUCGAGAAGGGUGAAGACCCAGGCAAGGUGUUCCUGACCGAGAACGACGUCAUCACGGCGUGGAUCAUGAGAUGCGUCGUUGAGUCCAUGGGAAUGGACCCCAACCGCACCGUUGCCGGAUCGAUUGCCAUGUCCCUCCGUAAGGCGUUUGAAGGCGACCUAAUCCCAUAUGCUUCCGAGGCCCCUUAUGUCGGCAACGCUUUCGGCUGGGGUAACGUGCUGGUCACUGCCGGGGAUGUGUCGACUAAGCCGUUGAGCUGGGUAGCACGCCAGGUCCGCCGGGCGAUCAACGAGCAGGGCACUCGGCAGCAGCACAUGGCGUACUACAACAUGGUGCGGACAUCCAAUACAGGUCUGCCCAUCAUCAUCUUUGGCGACGGUGGCAUGUACCAGAUCGGCUUCUCCAACUGGUCCAAGGCGAACCUGUUCGAGGUCGACUUUUCUCCAGCUCGCAGGGAGGCGAAGGAUGCGCAGUGCCGGCCUUCGUAUGUGCAGGAGAACCACGGACCGGCCAAGCCUUGUGAUGGCUUCUUCAUCCUAGGCAAGGACCCCAAGGGGAACUACUGGACCGCGGCGUGCAAGCUCAAGGGCCAGUGGAUCAAGUUCCAGGAGCAGUUGGAUAAGAACUUUGCGGCGGGCCGUUAAGGUGGAUGAUGUCGACCCCGGGUAGGUUGGCGGGUGAGGUGGUCAGCUGAUGAUGUUUAAGAACUGUAACUUGUAAUAGAUAAUGAUUUUGCUCCACUGCGUGGUUGGUGCCCAUGGUCAACAAUAUGCUCC